Molecule: messenger RNA, 393 nt
Organism: Vicia faba (fava bean)
Lineage: Eukaryota; Viridiplantae; Streptophyta; Magnoliopsida; Fabales; Fabaceae
Source: the annotation of a GenBank genome assembly
AUGAAGAUAAAGCAUGACACACAAACACACACACACUGUUGCAUGUCGUGUCAGCUCAGUGGAGAAAGACAACUUGUCAACCUCUAUCUAUCUCUACUCUACCUAUUCAUUCUCAUCACUCACAACAAACUUUCCAAACAUGAUUCCAAUCUUUUUUCCUUUUUUUUCUAUAUUCCUACCUCAUCCAAUCAAAUUACUAUAAUUGAUUUACUCACUAAACUGCUCAUUUCCUUUCCUCUCCUCACCGAAGAGGCUCUCUUUGUUCCUUCCUUAUUUUACAACAAGUUCUGUCCAUUCGUGACAACAAUCUCUUGUUUGGUUGCUGUUUUCUUUCUGUAUUACAACUAUCUAUCUUAUGUUUUUUUUUAUCUUUCCACCCACUUCUCUCUCUAA